Molecule: messenger RNA, 1934 nt
Organism: Thelazia callipaeda (thelaziosis nematode)
Lineage: Eukaryota; Metazoa; Nematoda; Chromadorea; Rhabditida; Thelaziidae
Source: the annotation of a GenBank genome assembly
AUGGAAUUAUUAGGGAAAGAAGAGACUCAUGCAAUCAUUUGUACAUCACGAUCACAAGCAGUAGCUACCUGUUUACUUCGUUGUUGUAUUCAAGGAUUCAAUUAUCAGACUUCAAUGACUACUGCCACUGUAUCAUAUCAUGAAUUACCACCGCUUACAAGUUGGGUUUCUGAUUCCCAACAGCAGCAACAACACCAUCAGCAGCAGAUUCAUAAUUCACCACCAAAUUCAAUACCAGUUACAACUUUCAUAGUACCGUCAUCAACAGCAGCGUCAUCAUCAACUUCAUCAUCAUCUUCACCAUCAUUAAUGCCAUUAUUAAGUGAUCAGCAACAAGUUCAUAUUUUAGCUGAUCAUCGCCAUUCUUCACAAAACAUCCCAUUACUUUCGUCGCAAGAAAUUUUUUGCGCUCAAGCACUUAAUCAUUAUAGUGCAGAUAAUGAAAUAGAGGAAGGUUUCUGGGAUGGAACGUCUUCAUCUUUGCUGGCUUCAAAUCAGCCACCAGCAGGUGAAAGCACUGUUCAGCGAUUUCAUCAAAUUAAUUCUAGUGCAGCAAAUGCAAAUAUAAUUCACUGUGCUGCCAUGCAUUUAUCUCCUCAACAGAAUCAUGGAGAAAGCGAAUAUCGAAGUAAAAAACGGUCAAACAACAGUAAUUGUGGUUCCAUUCGUUCGCUUUCAUUGCCUUCAUCAAGUGGUAUUUCUGCGCCAAGUGUUGCAGAGGAAUUAUGUUUAGUUUGUGGUGACAAAGCAUCCGGGUAUCACUAUAAUGCUCUUACCUGUGAAGGAUGCAAAGGUUUUUUUCGGCGAUCAAUUACUAGAAAAGCAGUUUAUCACUGUAAAUACGGAGAGACAUGUGAUAUUGAUAUGUACAUGAGGCGCAAAUGUCAACACUGUCGUUUGAAGAAAUGUAUGGAAAUCGGAAUGCGACCCGAACGAUUACGAGCUGAUUCGCGAGUGCCUUUAGUUGUGAUUCCGGAAGAUCAAUGCCGAAUCAAGCGUGAAGCAAAGCAGAAGCUACGUACAGCUCAAGAACAACAGCGCAAAGCAAAUUGCGUGAGUCCACAACAAGCUGUUAGUUCUUCUGAGUCACCUGAUGAAUGUGCUGCAUUGUCCGUAGAAACUCAAGAAUUGAUCAAACGAAUCGUGGGAAUCGAUCAGCAAUUUGCCAUGCCAUCAACUGAUACUCUAAUGAAAAUUUCGGGAUGUAAUGAAGCGGGUAGCUCUUAUCAACAACUUGCUGAACUCACAAUUCUUAGUUUACAACUUAUUCAUCAAUUUACAAUGCAUUUGCCGGGUUUCUGCAAACUUUCUGAUGAGGAUAAGCGUACUUUGCAUAAGACAUGUAAAACAGAAGUGCUAGUUUUACGUACAUCACGUUGUUACGAUAUGUUUGAUGAAAAGGUAGUGCUUGGUAAUGAAACCAAACAAUGGCGUUACGAUCGUGAACAGUAUAGAGAAUUUAUUGGACCUUUGGCUGAUUCCAUGUUUGAUUUCGCUCACUCUUUAUCAAAAAUGCAACUUCAUCAAGCAGAAUAUGUUUUGCUUACUGCUAUUGCUAUUUUUUCAGACCGACCUGGUUUACAAGAACCUAAAUCCGUGGAAGAUAUUCAAGAAGUAUACACUUCUGCUCUGCAAUCAUAUGUUGAUGCUUUAAGACCUAAACAGCGGAAUAUUUUCAGCCGGUUAUUAAUGAAAUUGACUGAUCUUCGAAGUCUCGCUUCAGAGCAGAGUGAAAUAAUUACGGGAAUCAGUUCGACUAAUAAUGCUGUAGCUAUGCCAUUAUCAUCAUCACAGCCAUCAUUUGAUAGCAAAUUUACAAUUACUAAAUCACAGUCCUCAAUUCAUGAGCAGCAGCAGCAACAACAACAGCCUCAAUAUUCCUUAUAUACUCAGGGAAAUUAUCAAUCUUCAACAUCAACUACCGAUUAUUAGUA